This is a messenger RNA of Aspergillus aculeatus ATCC 16872, 747 nucleotides long. Its product is annotated as phosducin family protein. Lineage: Eukaryota; Fungi; Ascomycota; Eurotiomycetes; Eurotiales; Aspergillaceae. Gene Ontology annotation, biological process: protein folding. The transcript has 4 exons. Gene Ontology annotation, cellular component: cytoplasm. The record is from RefSeq and is a predicted model, not a curated record. The coding region runs from base 1 to 747 and encodes 248 amino acids.
AUGCAAGUCGAAGUCAAUCCCAAUGAGGAUACCGAAUGGAAUGAUAUCCUCCGCAAGCAUGGCAUCAUCCCGGAGAAGCCCAAGGACCCCGAACCGUUGAUCCAAGAGGCGCUGAUCGAAGCGGAGCGCAAGGCUUAUGAAAAUAGACUCGAAGACAAGGAUCUGGACGAGCUGGACGAGCUAGAGGACGAGGAAGACGAGGCAUUUCUAGAACAAUACCGUCAAAAGCGACUAGCCGAGCUAUCUACGCUGCAGCAAACGAGCGUCCACAACCAAGUCUACCCGCUCCAGAAGGUCGACUACGCCCGCGAGGUCACGGAGGCCUCGAACAGCUGCUUUGUCUUGGUCCAUCUCAGCUCCUCGACCGGCGGCAACGUCGAGUCACAACGGUUGACGGAACUCUGGCGGACCCUGGCGGCCAAGUACGGAGAUAUCAAGUUCUGCGAGAUCCGGGCCAACAUGUGCAUCGAGGGCUAUCCCGAGCGCAACACGCCCACGAUCCUGGUCUAUCGGAACACCGAAAUCAAGAGACAACUGGUGACCUUGCGGGAACUCAAGGGUCCGCGCACGACUGUAGAAGGUAAGAGAGGAGACAUCGAGAGACUGCUCCUGGAUCUAGGCGCUCUCAAGGAGAGUGACGUUCGCCUGAAGAAGCGGUCGGACUCAUCGGACGAUGAACGUCCGGCUAUGGCUAAGAAUAAGUCCAUCCGGCCCAUGGUCCAGGACGAUGAUGACGAUUGGGAUUAA